Camellia sinensis is the source of this 2136-nucleotide messenger RNA. RefSeq lists its product as uncharacterized. Lineage: Eukaryota; Viridiplantae; Streptophyta; Magnoliopsida; Ericales; Theaceae. The record is from RefSeq and is a predicted model, not a curated record.
AUGGAUAAAAGUUGGCUAAAUCAACAUAGGUUGCACCCGGAAUACAUACAAGGGGUUAAGGAAUUUAUUAAAUUUGCAUGCGAAAAUAAGCCGUUGUUGAAUGAAGUCACAUGCCCAUGUAAACGGUGUCGUAAUGUCAAAUUGGUGGAGAAAGGCCUGUUAGGGGAACAUUUAAUGAUCAAUGGGUUUCUUCCAAGUUACACCAGUUGGAUUUUUCAUAGGGAGAAUUUGUCAUCGCCUGUGCCACACAAUGUGAAUGUUGGGCAAACUGAUUCGAACGAUGGUGAUGAAACGUAUGAAAUGCUAUACGAAGGAUUUGGACUUCCUCCACGAAGCUUUAUUCACGAGGUAGCAAGUUCUGGUAUUAGACAAGGUCCGGAUGAGAAAACCGAAAAAUUCUUCAAUUUAUUGAAAAAGGCCGAAAGAGAGUUGUAUCUUGAGUGUCAGAAGUUUUCAACGCUUUCAUUUAUUGUUCGGUUAUUGCACAUCAAGUGCCUUAGUGGAUGGAGUGACAAGUCUUUCACGAUGUUGCUCAAGCUUUUGAAGGAUUCGUUCCCAAAGGGUGAAACUUUGCCGAAGUCAUUUUAUGCAACUAGGAAACUUCUUAGGGACUUGAGCCUCGAUUAUCAUAAGGUACAUGCAUGCCCAAGGGAUUGCUCACUAUAUCGGAAGGAAGCAGCUGGUAUGGAUGAUUGCAUAGUGUGUCAUAUGCCUAGAUACAAACAGUUCGAGGGGGAGGAGAAUGAUGUUAAGAAGAAGCAACAAAGAAUUCCACAUAAGAUUUUUGCGAGUGAGCCUCGCAAUGUCAGACUGGGUUUAACAGCGGAUGGAUUCAAUCCAUUCAAGGCAAUGAAUGUCUCUCAUAGCAGUUGGCCAGUUAUUAUAAUGCCAUACAAUUUGCCACCAUGGUUGUGUAUGAAGCAGCCUCAUAUGAUGAUGACAUUGCUCAUCGAUGGUCCUUCUUCGCUUGGAAAUAAUAUUGACGUCUACUUACACCUUGUAGUGGAUGAAUUGAAAGAACUAUGGGAAAAUGGUGUUGACACGUAUGAUGCGGAAACUAAUCAGAUGUUCCGAAUGCAUGCUGUGUUAUUGUGGACUAUAAAUGAUUUUCCUGCCUAUGCAAUUUUGUCUGGAUGGAGCACAAAAGGCGCUUUAGCUUGUCCUUGUUGUAACACACAUACUCGUUCUCGAUAUUUGAAGAACGGAAGGAAAUUAUGUUACAUGGGGCAUCGUCGCUGGUUGAAUGGGGGUCACAAAUUUUGGAAAGCUAGUGCGUCUUUUGAUGGCACUCGUGAAUUCGAACCAUGCCCAACUCGGUUAUCAGGGGCUAAUGUGCUACAACAACUAGGCCCUAAGUUCAAAUUGAAUUCUAAGCAUCAACAAUCUAGCAAACGGAAUAGAAAGGGGAAAGAAAAGGAGGAAAAUGAGGACUCGGGUCAUUAUUGGAAAAAGAAGAGUAUUUUCUUUGAGCUAUCAUAUUGGGAGCAUAAUUUGAUUCGCCGCGAUCUUGAUGUGAUGCACAUUGAAAAGAACGUGUGUGAUAAUGUGUUGUGGACGAUAUUAAAUGUUGAUGGGAAAGGGAAGGACAAUUUAAAUACUCGUCGAGAUUUGCAAGAAAUGGGAAUUCGGAAGGCACUACAUCCUCAGAAAAGGGUUGGGUACAAGUAUUAUUUGCCUUCUGCAUGUUUUGCCAUGAACAAUAGAGAGAAAAAUCUAUUCUGCACACUUCUAAAGAAUAUCAAAGUUCCAGAUGGUUACGCAUCUAAUAUUUCUCGUCGGGUUAACCUCAAACAGCGUAGCAUAUCUGGACUGAAAAGUCAUGAUAACCAUAUACUCAUGCAACAAAUACUUCCAAUAGCAGUGAGAAAUUUGUUACCGAAGAAAGUGGUUGAACCAUUAAUUGAGUUAAGCAAUUUCUUCAGGAAGUUGUGUUUCAAAACCCUAGACGUGGAUGGUCUAAAUCGUCUUCAGUCCCAAAUCGCUCUUACACUUUGCCAUCUUGAGAGAAUUUUUCCUCCAUCAUUUUUUGAUAUAAUGGAGCACUUACCCAUUCACCUAGCAGAUGAAGCAAAGAUUGCCGGUCCGGUGCAAUAUCGAUGGAUGUACUUUGUUGAAAGGUGUGUAAUUCUACUUUAA